CUCUGUUUUUCCUCCGUUGAUAUUCCAUCGCGUCUUCUUCAUCUUCUUCGGCGUGGAGACCGCCGGAACCAGAGAGAAAGACGAGCCUCCCCCCUUCGGGUCGGCGACUUUGGUUCUCGAGCUCGCGCUCUCUCCUCUCGCUGCCGCUACCCAGUGACAGGCAGCAGAUUUACUAUGUAAAAUGGUCGAUAAUGAAAGAGAUGAAGUACCGAUGCUGUUGGAAAUGCAACACCAAUUAUCAGAUGAUCCUAACAGCUCUCGGCUGCAGUCAUUUGUAUCUAGGACCCGGAGCGCAUCAAUUUCCAUCCCUGCGAGCUCCAUGGAGCCACAUGAAAAUAUACCUAAUCUAGUAGGUUAUACUGGACCUUUAAGGAGUGAAAAGAGGACGCCUUUCUCACAAAUGAGUGGCCCUUUAUACGUCAGUCACGGACCUGAAAGGACCUUCAGGCGUAACCAUGGUUUGCCUGGAAGCAAGGCAGUGGAGUCACAAUAUAUGCAAGAAAAAUUCCCUUCUUUUGGUAUAAAGGAUCGCCUCGACUCCACUGAUGACCACUAUGCUGUCAAAAAUGAACAUUUACUGAGGUCUGGGCAACUGGGGAUGUGCGAUGACCCCUACUGUACAACUUGUCCAUCAUAUUAUAAUAAAAGAGCGCAACAUACGAGUUUCAAGAGUUCAAGUAUAUUUGAUCCCAAGUUUCACAAUGCUCUUUAUGGGGAUGCCAAAGGUUGGGCAAGGAGGUUCUUAUCUUAUGUCAAUGCCCACAUUCCUGGUGUUAUGAAUCCUCAUGCUCAAGUUGUCCAGCGGUGGAAUAAAUUUUUUGUCAUUUCUUGCUUGCUGGCUGUCUUUAUAGACCCAUUAUUCUUCUUCUUGCUGUCUGUUCAAAAGGACAAUAUGUGUAUAAUAUUAAACUGGCACAUGACAACAACAAUUGUUGCUUUCAGAAGCAUGACGGACCUCAUAUACCUAUUGCACAUUCUUCUUCAGUUUAGGUUGGCUUAUGUAGCUCCUGAGACUAGAGUGGUUGGUGCUGGAGAUUUAGUUGACCAUCCAAAAAGAAUUGCUCUCAAUUAUCUGCGAGGAUACUUCUUCAUAGAUCUUUUUGUUGCAUUUCCACUUCCGCAGAUAUUGGUAUUGAUAGUUUUACCAACAUUCAAGGGUUCGUCUGCAGCAAAUUAUGCAAAGAAUCUUUUACGUGCAGGCGUUCUUGUCCAGUACAUUCCCAGAUUAUAUCGAGUUCUGCCCUUCCUUGCGGGUCAGUCUCCUACUGGCUUCAUUUUUGAGUCGGCAUGGGCAAAUUUUGUCAUCAAUCUUCUCAUGUUUGUGUUAGCUGGCCAUGUCGUUGGAUCAUGCUGGUACCUUCUUGGGCUGCAGAGGGUUAAUCAAUGUCUUCGGGCAGCGUGCAAACCAGACCUGUGUAACUUUAUGGAUUGUGGACAUGGAGACAAAAUUGCGGAAUUCAAGGAAAAUAAAACAUUAUGGAAUAGCUGGAAAAAAAAUCCGAAUGCUACUGCUUGUUUCAACACCUCUGGUGGUUUUAAAUAUGGUAUCUAUCAAAGCGGUGUUGAGCUUACCCUACAAGAAAGCGUGGUCACAAGAUACGUGUUUUCGUUGUUCUGGGGAUUCCAGCAAAUAAGUACUCUAGCGGGAAAUCAAACUCCAAGCUACUUUGUCCCGGAAGUCCUGUUUACCAUGGGCAUUAUUGGAUUGGGCCUCUUGCUCUUUGCUCUUCUCAUUGGAAAUAUGCAGAACUUCCUCCAGGCUCUUGGAAGAAGGAGGUUGGAAAUGUCAUUGAGGCGUCGUGAUGUUGAGCAAUGGAUGAGUCACAGACGUUUACCUGAACAGCUAAGAAGAAGAGUACGCCAAGCUGAGCGAUACAAUUGGGCUGCCACUAGAGGAGUCAAUGAAGAAAUGCUUCUCGAGAAUUUUUCUGAAGAUCUCCAGAGAGAUAUUAGACGCCAUCUCUUCAAAUUUGUGAAAAGAGUGCGGAUAUUCGCAGUAAUGGAGGAUCACAUCACAGAUGCUAUUUGUGAGAAGCUAAGGCAAAAAACAUACAUCAAAGGAAGCAAGAUCCUGCACCCUGGCGUUCUUGUUGAAAAGUUGAUUUUCAUUGUCCGCGGGAAAAUUGAGAGCGGAGGGGAAGACGGGGUUACAAGUUUAUGUGAAGGAGAUAUAUGCGGGGAAGAGCUUCUAGCUUGGUGCCUUGAGAGUUCUUCUAUAUGCAAAGAUGGACGUAAGAUAAGACCGCCUGGAAACCGGUUGCUGAGCAACAGGACUGUGACGUGUGUGACGAAUGUUGAAGCCUUUGCACUACGAGCAGAAGACCUUGAAGAAGUCACCAGACUAUUUGCAAGAUUCCUGCGCAAGCCAAAAGUUCAAGGAGCCAUAAGGUAUGUAUCGCCAUACUGGAGAGGACUUGCGGCAACUCGCAUUCAAGUCGCUUGGAGAUACAGGAAGAAACGACUAAGUCGUGCCGACACUUCCCAGUCAGAGCAUCCUUCACAUUAGCAAAGUAUAUUGAUGGCAUACACUACAUUCGUCCGCUCUCUGUAUUUAUAUUAGGUUCCAGUCACAUAGUGACUGCAAACUAUAAUAGAGGACAUGUUGUAAGCGCAUAACGAUAUAGGCAUGCAAUGUAAAUUGCUAUAACGGAUCGGUAGAUUCUUCUACACAAAUGAUAUACAAGGGAUCAGAUGACAAUUGCUUUGUUGGAGCGUCGAGCACAUAAGGGACCACGGCUGUGCUUAAUACGACCACAGUGAAUUGGAGAUCGGAAA
Rhodamnia argentea is the source of this 2775-nucleotide messenger RNA. RefSeq names its product probable cyclic nucleotide-gated ion channel 20, chloroplastic. The record is from RefSeq and is a predicted model, not a curated record. Gene Ontology annotation, cellular component: membrane. Gene Ontology annotation, biological process: transmembrane transport; monoatomic ion transport. The transcript is spliced from 13 exons. NCBI's taxonomy places the organism in Eukaryota, Viridiplantae, Streptophyta, Magnoliopsida, Myrtales, Myrtaceae. The coding region runs from base 182 to 2506 and encodes 774 amino acids. Gene Ontology annotation, molecular function: monoatomic ion channel activity.